AUGUCAUCUGUGAGACAAGCAAAAUACGGUAAGUAUAAAUAUGCAAAUUAAGUGCCUUCCGUAUGUUUUUCUUGUUAUCGUUGUAAACAAUUUUUAUACAUGAAACGUAAAAUGCAUUAAUCAAGCAAACGAACAAUUGUAAAGAAUAGAAAAACAAUUUUUACGUGUUUAUUAUCCGGUCUAGAAAAAUUUGCCAUUUCAACUAAAUAUUUCAUGUCGGAACAUCUUUGCGUUGAAAAACUAAUUCUGAAGCCACCGGGAAUUUUUUUCUGGGGUUUUUUGAAGCCCUAGAAAGUUUUGAAUCGGUUUCCCAAAAUGGCAAAUACUUCAAGAUGUUAGAGAUUUUUUAGAUGGUUUUCAAAUCGACCAUGUUGACGAGAAGAUAGGGUCAGUUAAUUUUGAUUUAACACUGCUUUCGAAGACUUAAAAGGGAAGCGACCUAUUCGUUACCGUUGUAACCCUCAGCUGAAAUUAUUUGACAUCCUGUUCAUUUAAGAUAAAAUCCAUUUGAUAGGGUAGUUUUUACUUUUACUCAAAAUGAUGCAUAUUUUCUUAUAGCCUAAAUGCUUCUUGCGCAACUUAUGGGCGAACCCGAAUCCUUCUCCUCUCCGUUGGUCUAAGAAUGAGUCUUUAAUAGACCACUCAAGUGCUAUUGUACUCCUUCCCCUUCUUCGGCGUUUACUAAUUUUAGUCCUUUGACUUUCUAUUGUGUAGGCUUUGAGCUGGACACAUCAACAUCUGGAACAGCUGCUGUCCAAGGUCCGGCUUCAGUUAGCUCGUUUCUCAGCGGGGGUUCUUUUAGUGACUUCCAACUUCCCGGGCCAAGCAGCAGGGGUCUAAAGACAAACAUCUACUCCGGGUAUCUUUCAUAAAAUUUUCACUCUAUACUAGAGACAAACUUUUCCGUUGUCUGAUAAGCCCUUGAUAAUUUGUGUCACGUUGACUACUGAAUGAAAGUAAUAUUUUAAUUAGGUUCAACCCAGAACCCUUUCAAACGACCUCACAGAAGAAACAAAGACUGCAUCGGUUUCAAUUGAGUUAGACCUUUGCAGUUGAACAACAAAAUUUUGGAAGCAGGUUCACGGAACUCUAUGGUUCAACUGAAUUUAUUUAAAAAUUAAAACUUAGAAAGUAUCUCGUUAAUUUACCGAUAUUGAUGUGGUAUGUAAUCUGGAUGCAAACUAUAUGAUAAAAGUAAUUAUCUCAAACAGUUCCAGCAAAACAGAGACCCCAGGUAGUUCAUUAACAACACCUGCCCCUGGACCUAGGCUCAUGGCCUCGAGCAGUACCUCCCGCAGGACACCCAGCUCACGUCGAACCCCACACAUCUCAAGCACAACCCCAGGAAUGCCAACUUCUUCUGUUGUGGUUGGUAGGUUGAUCAGCGUAUGCUUAUGUCAUCCACUAUUGCGACAUUUUGAGUAGUAAUUACCUUCGACGAGAACCUAACGUCGAGAAAUUGCACAUAAAGGUCUCCGAGGCAGCAUGGUUAAGAAGUCAAGUCCUCCACCUUGCUACCCACCGGAUUUACCCGAGUUCAACCCACUGGCUGCGUUCCAUGAAAAAAGCCAUCUGUCUGCCUUCUGCCAGUUUGGAUUCUUAACUAGUUUAUAUUUAUUUAGAAUACUUCCUUCAUUAACAUUGACCCACCGCCUUGAAAGAGAAUGUUAAAUUUGCGCCAGACAAGUUCCUAUAUCAUCAUCAUCAUUGUCAUUAUUGUUGUUUCUUCGUUGAUUUAGGUUUUUUAUUGAUCGUCGAUUUUAAUUUUCAACGGGAUUCUUCUUCCUCGAACAAUUUUCCCUCGCCGGUCAGAUCGCCAAAUCAAAUGCCUCUCAGUGAUAAACGAGAGCCAUGGAAAUUGCAGCUUACAUAGACACAAUGGCGUAUGUAGUUUGCAAUUGUGAAUUGUUAUUUUUCUUAAAGCAAUCGUUGAAGGACGUGGCCUUGCAAAAGGAGAAAUUGGGAUGGCUAGCAUCGACCUGAAGAAACCAGAACUGAACUUGUCACAGGUCAGCUAUCAUCAUACCGUAUGUUAGACCUAUGUAGGUUCACACAGAAUUAAAUAAUUUUGUUAUGUCCUGUUUUUUUCCUGAUAAUUGCACGAAAGAUGAUAUUUCUAACAAUCACUUGUGUUAUUUGUUAAGUUCUCAGAUAACCAGACUUACGUCAAGGUUUUAACAAAGCUACAGAUUUUGGAGCCUUUGGAGGUAAGUUGGUAACCGAUGUGUAUCAUGUUAUGAACAAUACGUAACAACAAAUUUGUUACAAAUGUGGUCGGGUCCCUAAUUGCGUUCCAAAUGAUCUGUCAGUUAAGAACUGAAAAUCGACAACAAGUUUAGAAUACGCAAAGUUUUUAUUUCGUUUCCUCACAUGACCGUGUGCUAAUAAAAAAACACAACAGAUAGAUGCGAAGACGCCUGGUUGGAAUACUUUUUCCAAUCACCUUUCUUUCAUGCAUGAUAUAGAUGUAGUGGUCAGCGAGAAAUUAAUUACUGAUGAAACAGUCCGUGUUUCAUAUUAAACUCUCCAAUUUUUUUUAGUUUUUUUUUUCUUGUUUUGUCUUUGUUCUUUUGUUUGGUUAUGCUUCGUUUUCCUUUUUUUACCAGAUUAUCAUGCCUAAUACAGCGUGUGAAAACCCUUCUGCGCUAUUCAAGUUUCUAAGUGACCAGAUACCUUACGCAAACUUAUCAUCUGUCCAGCGGAAAUACUUCAACGAGGCGAAAGGUAACACAUUUUACAUUUUGGGGCAGUAAAAAGCAAGUUUAAAGAAAUCUAGCCAAAAAUAACGAAAACAUCUUUCACUGCUGUCAAUAAUCCUUUCAAUCCCUUUCUAGAGAGGAUGAGGUCUCUUGCUCCUUGUCAUUUCUUGAGCAGUCAUUCGGUUUUUGUUUCAGGCUUAGAUUACGUGAAACAACUCUGCGUUCCAGAGUUAAACACUGUUGAAAUGGAGGUAGCUUCAAAGUAAGUUGGAAUGACAACAGAUUUAUACAGUAGAUGGUCGUCAGUGUGACAUUCGAUGAAAUUCGUGUCACUUGUAGAAAACAAUCAAAUUUACGGGUUAUUUACUGUUUAUUGGUAAUUUUUUCACGUCAAAUCGGCAGUGAGGAAUACGCAAACAAUCCGUUUACAGAUUCUAUAUUUCUGCACGCGGAAGGUCUUCGAGAAGCCAAGCACGCAAGUUGGUGUUUAAAGUAAAGUUCUGAUUCGGAAGUUGUCUUCACAUUCAGAUUAAUAAGUUUAUUAUUUUGUUUUUUCUUUCAUAGGUACUAUUGCCUUGCGACGGCUGCCGUAAGUUUUAAAUAUUAUUGUUACUAUUUAUUAGAAAACUAUAUCUAAGUUUCUCCGAGGCGAGUUUUGCAUUUUGGCUUUAUGUCUUUUCUUUAUAAAUCUUGGAGGAAAUAACCUUUACUUUGAACUGACAGGCUUUGCUCAAGUACGUGGAAUUUAUUCAGAACAUUGUUUAUGCUCCUGGAUCUAUUAAAGUAGUGUUCAAAGGGAGUGAGAAGACAGCGAUUGUAGGUAGGAGCAUAUCUUCUACCAUGCUUAGAAUAGAGUUGUUUGAGUGACAAGCUGGUAAAACGAAAUUAGACCAAGCACUCUCUUGAAAAUUGUGAUUCACUUCAUCCCUCCCUCUCUUGUCACUAGCUUCUAUUGGACUGGAGCCUUGAACAAUUUCAAGCUCACUGUCAUCUGAUUCGGCCUUUCAAAGAUAUUACCUUCAUAUUAACCUAAGCGUUGCGUAAUUUUUCAGAUUCCUCAACUAUAAAGAACUUAGAACUAAUUCAGAAUGCCAGGGACCCUGAGAGUGGUCACUGUCUUUGUGGAAUUCUGAACCACACGAAGACAGCUGGAGGAGGUACAAGGAGACUUAUUCCUUUUUUGUACAGUGCUAAUUUCUAAACUGAUUGAGAUUGUGUUACCUCUAUGGAUUGGUGGACGUGUCUCCGUCUCACUUUCUCCUUAUGCUUUGUUAUCUUGCAGCCCGCCUUUUAAGAUCAAAUAUUCUUCAACCCCCUUGUGGUGAGUAAGAACAAUUUAUUCUUCUUUAAAUGCACUUUCAAGAGCUUAUUUCUCAGGUAGAUUUUACGUUUUCAAGAUGAAGAAUGUGAAACCAUGAGUGGGGAACUAUUGGCAGCUUUGUGUCGCUCCUUCUAAUGUAUGAUAAGACAUUCUUUGGCUUCUGGUGAUUAAUCAUAGUCAUACUUUUGCACUCAAAGAGUUUAGAAGACUGCACAGUAAGUCAAAUAUUAUGUUCAGUGAAGUAGAUUGUUACUACAAAACAGCAUGCGUCCAAACACUUAGUUAGAAGCUAAUGCUAUAAUGGUUAUUGUAAAGGUUAUUUCCUCCAAGAUUUAUAAAGAAAAGACAUAAAGCCAAUAAUGCUUAUCAGAGAACUCGCCUGUGUUUCGUUUUUAAACAGAUGCAGAGACAACAAAUGUACGUUUAGAUUGCAUAGGAGGUAAGUGGCCGUGUGCAUCAACUGGGAGCGACUUUCAAUCCUGAGUGAAACAAAUCAGCUGAUAAUUCAAAGUUCACGGUUUUUGUUAAGUGAGUACACACGUGUUAUACUAGGAAACAACUUUCUCUCUUUUCCCGACAGAGUUAACAAACAAAGAGGUUGGUAUCUUUUGGUUUGGAAUCGCUGUCUUUACUGCGAGUCAUUUUUCAUACAUGUCAUUGGUUUUGCGGCCUGUACAUGUGUCUUUCAACCUCCUAAUCUUUUUGCACCUAUACUUACUCACUCAGGAGCUCUUCUACGGAUUACAGUCUGGUGAGUUUAGGAUCGAGUGUAACACACAGCUGACUUAGUAAGUUUAAUGACCGACCGAUCGACUGAGUGACUGUCUGACGGACUUGCUACCACGUUGUCUACACACAUGUCGUUGGUAGCCGUGUAGUGUUUUAGUGCUCUUACAUCGUAGCCUAUUCUUUCCUAGGGAAAGAAAAACAAAAUGACUAACUCAUACAUACCUGAGGCAGUUUUCCCAAGUUUAUGCGCGCACGUGCGAUUUUUUGACGCGCACGAUUUUUUUUAUUUCCAAUUGCAUGCGAUCUUUGGCCCGUUUUAUUCGCGUUUUUCGGUUAACGUAUGCGCGAGCGGUGCUGUAUGCAGGAUACCUGUGUGUUCACUCGAUAAGCUUGCCUAUUAAUCAUUUGGAUUUUUUCUUGAAAAGAUGGCAAACUGAACUAUUUGCCUUCCUUUUUUUCAUUCGACAGUGAUAGGCCGGUUCUUAGAUAUUGACCACCUAACCUCUAUGUGUGUUCAGCUUCCCAAGCAAGAAACAGUGAAAACAGCUGAAUCCAAAAUCACAACAGUUAUAUACCUGAAGCACACCCUGGAGCUUGUCGAGCCUUUAAGAACGGCUCUACAGGAUACCGAGGCGGACCUUUUCAAAGCUUAUUAUGAGGUACAGUUUUAGAGACAUGACUAACAUGCUGGUCAAAGUCGUCGAGCUAAAAAACGUCAGCUAAGCUAAGGACGUUUGCUCAGACAAUUGCCUUUUAAAAAGAGUGAAUUUGAAAUAUUCUUUCAUCGGCUAGUUUUGUUUUGUGUCACACAGUCACUCAAUGAUAGCAGAUUUGCAACCAUCAUGGAGAAGAUUCAGACUGUCAUACAUGAUGACACUCGGUAUCAGAAAGGAACUCUCAACAUGAGGACUCAGAAAUGCUUUGCUGUUAAGGUGCAAGUAUGGACUAAUACACCUCAACAGGGGCUCAAGCUAAGAUACUGAUUUUGAAAUCAGGAAAUGCUUUAAAAGUUAUUUUCAGAUCACUUCAGUUUUCUGUGAGCGAUCUUAAGAUUUUAGCGCGAUAAGGCCAGAAUGGAGGGUUUCGUCUCCCACAUUGAUCUUCUCUGGGUACGAAUUCAAUCACAAUUCUAAUCUUCCUUAUUUUAAUGGAAUAAUGGAAUCGUUUCCUACAAUAGGAAUUCCCGCGAUGAUUUUAUAAGGAUCUUUAUUUAAUCAAAGCAUUUGUAGGAAUUGUUAUUCAUUACACAUGGAGUAGGUUCGAGCUAACUGUUUUGUGCAUUACAAUACUAACUUUUCUCUUUACUGCCUUUUUCCAAUAAAAAAAAAUCAAUUUGAAACAUGGAUGAAAGCCUCAUAUAAACGGUAAGAAUAGCUUCCAUCUUAGCUUAUCCUAUUUUAAUUAGUACAGGAGAUAUUGACCAUGGUAUGACAUCCUUGCAGGCCUGUUGGACGUUGCCAGGAGAACGUACACUGAGAUUGUCGAUGACAUAACUGGUGAGUUAAUUAGAUCUGUACCCCUUAUAACGUGCGGAUAAUGAUUCAAUACGUAUAGCAUGAUCAAUAAAAGCAUGUUUAAUAAUGAGAUAAAUUAUAAUAUACGAUGUCUUUUUAUCCUUAUGCAUCUGCCAGUGAGUUGAAUACAAAGUAUGUAUCAGAUCGUUUUACGAACUUUGGAAUCUUCUCGGAUUAGGACCUCGUUUUGAGACCUGUGUGCUCUUGCUACAUGUACACGUUAUGUUCACUCCUUUGGUAACCGCUGGAACAUAUAUAUCUAAGUCAUCUAUAGCAUAAGUUGGUCUUGAUUUCAGAGAUGAUCAAGCAAUUGGGGGAAAGGCACAACUUACCCCUAAAAACUGGUUUCAACGGCACCAAGGGGUUUUUUGUGCAAAUGACGCUUAACCGAGAUCAACAUAUUGACUUAAAAACACUGCCCAACGAGUUCCUAAAAGCAACGAAGGUCAGAAGUGCUGUCUGUUUUACCACGGUAGAUCUGGUUAGUAUAAGUAAUAGAUAUCUCGAUACCAAAAGAAGACUUAUUUGAAAACGUGUUGUAGGAGAUAAGCCACCUUUUACGUUUAGUGCUGAAUUGUAUUUUUUUUCCUCUGCUCUUUUCUUUUUUGUCUCUUUGAUACUUUAGCUAUUUUCUCUUUCGUCGAAAUCGAACUCGUUUUUCGCUAGUAAAGAAGAAUAUUAUUUAUAAGUGAUAAACGUAAAACUAGGUGAUUUUGCAAUAUGUAAUCAUGAACUAAAAGAAUCUCAGUUAAUGACAAUAUCUAGCCAUACUGAUUUAUUGCAGCUACUGAUUUUUAUUUCUUUUCACCCUCACUGCUCCUUUUAAUGGCUUUAGAUAAAGCUUAAUGGUGAGUUGUCUAAUCAUUUCAUAAAUGACUUGAGCGUUUAUCUCUUGGUGCCAAGAACAAUAUUUAAAGAGUGUCUCAAUUUCUUACCAUAGACAGGAUAAAGGAGUCUUUGAAUGAAAUAUAUCUCAUGACAAAUGUGUAAGUCUUGCAAUUUAUUUUUGUAUGGACUUAAAGUGCAGCCUCGACAUUCGCUAAUUUUGUAUCCGCUAGGGAAACUAAUUUAUUAAGGUUGAUAAGUCGCCAUUGAAUGCUGCAAAGAGGUACAGAACUGAUGCAAAACAAAUUUUCCUAUAUGUCAGUCUGCGUCAAGUUUCUUUAGGCGUGGCUCCCACCAGCUGCAUUGCAAUCGAAAUGAUAAUGAUAGGUGUCCUUCAGUCAUGUCUGUGUGACGAACCAAAAAUCUUGACGGACAUAAUUUUGAGAGCAAUAUCUAUCUUUUUUUUAUCUUUUUAACAUUUAUAGGGUAGUAUCUGAACUUCUGAGUGAAAUAAGGGAACACAUGGGUUGCCUUUAUAAACUUGCUGAGCUUGUCAGUGUGAUGGACAUGUUGGUUUCAUUUGCUCACCUAUGUACUUUGUCUGACUAUGGUAGGUUUGUUCUUUAUGGCUCGUCUCUAGAUGCGUUGUCAGUUUUAUAAUUAAGAGGCACAUUCUUGUUUCUUUUUAAGUUCGACCAGAAUUCACGGAUACUUUGGCGAUUAAGAAUGGACGUCAUCCUAUUUUAGAUAAAAUACUUCCCGAACCACCAACAGCAAAUAACACGGUCAGUGUAAUAGGAUAAACUGACAUGUUCCUUUCAAAUUUUACGAGGAACCUUUUCAGGGCGUUGGAUUCAUGAUUAGCUUCUUUAAUUCGUUCACUGUAGAGCUAGCAGGCGUUUUGGCAAUUUGGUUCCUAAUGAAAACAGAAGAAAAUAGAUUAAUGGGUAGAAGUAAAACUGGGUUGCCCCAAGCUAAUUAUUAAUUAUGUUUUCUUUUCAGUAUGCUACUGAGGGGUCAAAUUUUCUAGUCAUAACAGGACCUAACAUGGUAUGCUAGUGCCUGGUAGAACAAAUUAAACUGUCCCUUAAACACUUUUAAAAACAAAUACCAAUGCGCGAUGUUUUUUAACUGUAGAGUGGUAAAUCUACAUACCUGAAACAGAUAGCCAUGCUCCAAAUAAUGGCCCAGGUUGGAUGCUACGUACCUGCGGAAUACGCUUCAUUCAGAGCCGCUGAUCAAAUACUUUCAAGGAUAGGAAGCGAUGAUGACAUUGAAACCAAUUCCUCCACCUUCACCCUUGAAGUGAGUUUCAUUUACUUCGAAAGUGGUUUCCAUAAAGCUUAUGGCUUCCGACGGUUCCAUUUAAGGGAAAAGUAUUUUUCACAAUCCCUGCAAUUUUCAUUUCCACUGUUGAAAAGCCUACAAUAAAAUUUACCCUCCUAUGGCGAUUUCAGAUUCCAUAUAUUUAACUAGUCGUUCAAAAAUUCGUACUCACCUAAAUGUGAUUUUUGCCAUGAUACCUACUGACGGUACAUGAGCAGGCCAAAAACAAGAAUAACUACGAUAUAUCGUAAGCUCAAAAGACUAAAGGCAUCCUGUUUUAUUUCGUAGAUGCGAGAAAUCCACUACAUCAUUCAGGUGCGUUUCCAUUUCUUUUAAAUGGAGUGUACAUCUUCGUUUCCACAUUUCAGUCUUUAGUUAGCACGUUUACAAGGAAUUUAAUUUUUUUUUCUAGAAUGCCAGUGACAUGUCACUUAUCAUAAUUGACGAGCUUGGAAGAGGUACAUUACUCAGAUUCACAGUGACGUACUAAAUUGUUAAGACGUUGUUGAGGGAGAAAAGCUGAGCAUGCCAUAAGGAGCAUCCUGUGGCUCUCUUCAUUCGCUGCGAUAUUGCUCUGUGUCUUUUACACAACCACUACUUCAACUACUUCGGCGUCUAACUUCGUGUGUCUUGUAUCGGUUAGUGUCAUCAAAAAAUGUAAAGAUAAAAGGAGAACAGUAAUGGUGAAAAUAACAAUAACAACAAUGAGAAGAUUGACUUAAAAAAGAAGUUAGAAAUGAAGAGAAGGUAAUUUUGACAUUAGCCGCCACUAUAUCUCAACUGCUAUCUUUUUUCCAGGAACUUGUAGCGAGGAAGGAGUUGGAAUUUGUUUCUCCAUUGCUGAAACUCUACUGAAAAGAAAGGUAACAAUCAACCUGAAGGUUAAUAUUAAAAAAUAUAAUCAGCAUUUAUUAGCGUUUAAAUAUUCCAACUGCUUUCCAAAAGCUCACAUUUAUCUCACUAGAUAGAAGAUAAAAAAACGAAUAGGUGAAUGCAAAUGUAAAAUGUUCGUAGAUUUUGGUAGAGGCAUUUAAAAUGUCGGAAGCACUGUAGAUGUAGUAAUAGGUUUCUCUCUUAUUUUAUAGACAUUUACAUUCUUUGCAACCCACUUCCUUGAAUUGACAACAAUGGAUAGCUUAUACCCUAACGUAGAAAAGUAAGUGGAAAAUGUGCCACCGUCGCAGCAUCUCGGUAACGAAUAUUCUUAAUACGAGUAUCUUACUUAUUGAUUGAUCGGUAGGUUUGAUGAACUGAUUGACUCAUCGAUUGAUGAAGAUUAAAGUGCUAUUGUGUACUAGGCUAUCCUGCGAAAAUAUCCAAUUGAUGUUAUCACUCAUACUCUUAUCAUCGAUGUCAUCAUUAUCAUUAUUACUACUACAUAUAGAUGUUUACAUUUGCAGCCAAAGGAAUUACUGUUAUUUCAAUGGAAACAUACACACUGCUUAGAGGUACAACUGACAUUAGUUUUCUCUCUUUACAGUUUGCAUUUGAAGAUCCAGGUAAUUAUUUUGAAACAUUACCACAAUAGGUUAGUCAGAUUUAAACUGGUAGCUCGUUACUUCCCAAAAAAUUAAUGUCCUGGGAACACGAUCGUUUUGCUAAUCCUCCACGCAGGUUAUUGGUAAGCAUUUAUUAGUUGAUGAAUCUGUUCUAACUAGAAUAUUUGAAAUAUGUUUUCAGAAAAUGUUUAGUGCAGAAGCUGCAAGUGAGAAAAUAACAUACACUCACGUGGUAUCAAAAGGAAAAACAGAAGAAAAACACUAUGGUGAGUAUUCAACACAAAAAAUGAUAAUCUUGAAUUAUAUACAGUAAUUACGAGGAAUGUGAUCAGUACCGGGCUUCAUAAUACUUGUAAUUGUGCUCGCCUAUAGAUGCUGCAUGCAUGCUCAGUCUUGCCUCCGGGUGGUAUUCUUAGAAAUAAAACCUUAGUAUUUCGCCUAAAAAUUGAAAUAUUCUCUACUCACGCCCACCCAUACUGGACUAGAUUUUUUCACCUCUGCAUAUAUUCGCCCUUUACUUCCUGUUGAAAUGUUGAAUUCAAUAGCGACUGUUUCUCAAAGCUUUAACACCUUACACUAAAACUGGCAUUAUCUUCCCGGAAAUACUGUCGCGCGUGACUAGAAGGCUUCCUCUUGUCUGUAACGAGUUGCGAUUUUUUGGAUGAAAAUAAGGUUGCUCGAGUUAUUAAACUGGAAGCGUUUCAUCCAUGACAGGUGUUCAACUUGCUGAGUUCUCGACGUUGCCUCAGUCAAUCGUCAGGGAAGCUCGAGAAAUUUCAACCGAGUUGACAAGACAGAAAGAGGUAGAUAUGAAGUCGCAGUUAGUAUUUCAGUCGCCGCACUUUAUUUCAAUUUUACCAAAGUUUUCGUAAGAACGAAACAGGAGGAUUCUCACUGCCCAAUCUCAAAUCAUGAGUGAAGAAUUAACCUUACUUCAUCUUUCACGAGUUUUUGCUGCUUACCCUCCAGUUUAUGUUCUCCUUCUUCCAAACUUAAUGAACCCUUGGCUUAGAGCUCUUAUUCCGUUUGACGUAUGGAGAUUAUUCUCGUGACGACUACCACCUUGUGAGUUGGGAGAAUUCCAUUUGUUUAUUCUUCAUGGUGGUAUGGGUUAAUUGAUAUCAAUUCUUAGCUUUUUUGAGGAACCUGCUUGUGUCCUUUUUUAACCAGCCAUUGCAAUUUACAAGACUUGACAUUGGACCUUUGCAUUCUCAGGCAGUGUGUUUAGAUUUUUAAAUCAAAAGCUCUUUAAAAGAAAACUCUUAAAAAGAGUUUCGUUUCGAAAUUCUGAGACAAUUUUGGCGUGAGAGUGAAUUUUCUUUGGACAAAAGCAACCUCAACGUCACAGUUUGCUCGAACAUAAAUAAAUAAAAGAAGUACGAAAAAUCAAAUUACGACGGCAGAUAGUUUAAGAUAGCAAAGAUUCAACUGCGAAAGAUUGCAAAUCUGGGAAUUGCGCAACUUGAAAAUUCAGGCUUAAUUGUUGAAGAUUUAUGACUCAGCUCCUUUAUCUAUGUCAUUUCAGACGAGUCAGUUGUUGUCAUCAGAGAGUCGCCAACAAAUGGCAGUGUUCCGAUUGGCAACUAAGCUUUUCCAAGCUGGACGCAACUCUCGCCUGGACAGAGCUGGACUGCAGGCUUACCUUUUGGGUCUUAAAAACCAGUUUGAGAGGGACUUUGUUCUUGAGGUCGAAGAAUAGAAAGGCGAAGGCAUUUUAAUUUUUAAUCAGUCUUCCGCGAAAAGAGAAUUUUUUGGAGGAGCCUUAAUCGCUUUGCCCUGAUGAUAUAAAUUUUGAUUUACCUCUAUUGGGGUCUUAGCCGAUAUUUACUGAAAGGAAAAAAACGAUUUAUACCAAAAGGCACCAGAGUUGUGGUACUGGGAGAAAAUGCCUGUGGUCCGAACUUGUGGCUAUCAAUGCGCCAAGAUUAAUAAGGAAGCUGCUUUCUAGCUAUCUUAACUAUUUACCUUCACUUUUUUAACAUUUAUUACAAAAUUUUACACCCGUUUCGAACUGAUUUCUUAAGACUGUAUUCUUCAAGAUGCAGGUAGCUGAAUUUCAACCAAAGUUAUUAAUUCUGAAUGAAUAAAUGGCACUUACCGAAGACAGAAUACGCCUUUGUCGGGUGACUAUAUUUAGUAAACAAGCUGCCCUAAUACAUAUCACAGAGAGUCUACAGGUUGCCAUUG
Molecule: messenger RNA, 12100 nt
Organism: Pocillopora meandrina
Lineage: Eukaryota; Metazoa; Cnidaria; Anthozoa; Scleractinia; Pocilloporidae
Source: the annotation of a GenBank genome assembly